AUGAGCAGUAAAAAAGGCAAGAAAGGCAGCAAGAAAACGCCGAAGGGGAGAGGAGGCAAAGGCAAGAAUGUUCUGCCGCCGACGCCGUCCGCGCCGCCCCCGCCGCCCCCGCCACCUUUACAGAUGUCCAAGGAGGAUGCGGAGAGGGUCCAGCAGACCGAGGCACUCCAGGACCUCAUGGGCAAAAAGAUGGCCAUCUGGAAAGAGAUUCUGUCCGCGGCCAGAGACAUGGAUCGCAAGGAGGGACUGAAACAAUACCGGACCAUGGCGGCGGAAGAACUGCGAAUCAUCGCUCGAAACGUCUCGAAGACAAAGCUCCGGGAACUCACCGACCAGAAGAUAAACUACUUCAGCCAGAUUGGUAUAUCGGACUCCGACGACAAUAAAAUCGCCAACAUGCAAGGCUUCCGACAGGUAGGCGAUGAAGAACGCCUGCUUUGCGCUUUGGAGGCGCCCGAGGUGGCACCCCGUGUUUUUCCGGACGUAGCAUUGGACGAGGCUUCUCUCGCGAAAUUCGGUACACUACCUCCCGGAGCGUUUGGGGGACAAGCUGGGCCUGUCCGGAAACAGGAGUCGUGUACCUCGCUCGUCGGGGACACUGCAGUUCUGGAGCGACUAGAGGACCAGGUGUCAAUUCUCGAAAAGGCUGCCCUACAGUCGCGCAAUGGAGAGCGCGCCACGCCUUACGGAGGAGUGAUAAGGCAAGGUGGGCACCCUCCUCCAUUGCCACUAUCCCCUGCUCAGCUCAUGCAACAAGCGCAGAUGAUGUCUGCGCGCCUGCCCAAAAGGCGACUCCCUCCCACAGGUCAAUCGCCGCAAGUGGAGCACAAGAGUAGGCUGGUGUCCGAGUUUGUGGAGAAGUUGGCCGGAGAAAUUGCGGCCAACAGAAUUAGCAAGUCGGAGGCUCGGAAGCAGCUGAAGGACAUUGUGGAGAUGGAGAACGAACUGACUGAGACACUCGUCUCGGCGACCACCGUGAGACCCGACGUGACGGAGGAUAAGUUACAGGCCAUUGCCGAAAUGUACAAGGAAAUUUCGUCCACCAUAAUUUCAAACCCUGAAAUGAACAGGGAAGAAGCAAUGAACAAGCUUAAAAGAGUGGCUGCGAUGGAGCACGAGCUCACGCAAGCCCUCGUGCCUGAUGAAGUAUUCCCGUACCAGCAGAAGUCUGCCGAAGACAGCAUGGUCAAAUUACAACAAAUGAAACUAAACCUUACCGAUGAACUGCAGAGAAAUAUGGCUGUGUCUCAGCCGGACGCCGACAGAGUCCAAGAGAGCAUUAAAAAGUUGUACGAAUUGGAGCUCAAGCUGAUGGAUAAACUUUUUACUGCAAAAUCGGAAGGUAACCGUCGGCACGAGCGAGGUCCCCGUCGUGACAGAGACGAUGACGAUGGUAAACGUCUGUACUUGAAAAGCAAGAGGAGACCAACCACUACUAUCGAGCUGUCAUUGGGAACGCCGUCAGAUCACGAGGACGACAACAUCGUGCCUAUGAUUCCAAUUAAACCUCCGCAAAAUGGGAGAGAUGGUUUGGAGAAAGCUGGCAAAAGCUGUCCCGUUCACGGAAACCGAACGAUGCCCUGCCGCUUGCACCCUAAAGAUAAGAAGAAGGACCCGUCUUGUCCAGUGCAUUCUGAGCGCUUACGUACGACAUUGUCAUGGACCGUGAGUCCUGGAGAUGGCGGUGAUGCAUCAGACCGCACGACGCGCGAGAGAAGUGGUGUAAACCACCAUAUGGAAAGCAAACACCCCGAAAGAGAACAGUACAAUCAAAGGACAAUAUCACAACCACCACCUCCGCCUCACCCGUAUCCUGGCCGUCCUCCUCAUCCGUACCCGCCCCCUCAUCCUGGUCACAUGGUUCUGCCUGCGCCGAGUCCAUGGACACCUCCGAUGUACCCGCAGUAUCCACCAUGGGACAUGUCGAGACGGCCCGCAGUGGCUUACCCCGAGCAGCAUCGUCAGCCACAAGAAUUGGGCGUAAGAGAGCCACCUGUCGAGCGGGAACCUGCUGACGGCGCGGAACGCUACAUCGUCCCUACCAGGUACCAGGGCACGCAACAAGAGCGGGUUCGCAACGAGGACGAAUAUUCGUAUUUCGGCGCUACCGGAAACUACAACAAGCAGUCCUGGGAUACCGCUGGACAGGAAGUGCCGCAGCACUACAUGCCCCAGGAUUUUCCUCUAAUGUAUUCGGUCGUGCCGAUGGGAGAUACUGUUUUCUAUAAUUCGGCUCAGGUUAUGGGUUACAGAAGAAUGCCCAACGUUGAUGUAGCGGUGGACGCUGCGCAACCCAUAUUUGAGGGCGACGAGGGUGGCAAGGAAAGUGGUCCUAUUGUCUUCGAAGCUGGAAUUGAAAUAAACGUUUCGCCUAGUGGUACACAAGCUCCUGUCACGCAACCGACGCAGCUGGUUGUGCCAAGGGUGCAUUCGUCCGCUUCUACUCUUCUGCCCGCCCAGCUGCCGUCCCGACUUGAACCUCCAUCACCACGUCCCGCGCGAAGGCAGCGACCACAACGAAGGCCGAGUUUGUCACGUCAGUACCGGGGAAGAUCAAGAGAAAGAAACUUUGUUACGUAUUCCGAAGAUGACGAACUCGACAACGACAGCGAAGAAUUUACGUUCAGACGUCCGAGAAGGUCGGGUUCUCCCAAACGAGGAACACGUCGAGAUGAACGCUCCUGGCGAAGCGGCUUCGGUGACGAUUCGGAGAGACCACCUCUGCCAAGAUCGAGGAAGCGCCGGAGCAGAACAUCUCAGCGGUCGCGGCGGUCUUACAACGAAAAUGCUGCCGAAGAGGUGCCACCCGGACUUCCGUUUUGGGAUUGGAUCUGCAAGAGCAUCUGCAACCUGCUGCCAUUUGCUAGGGACGAAAGCGGCAACAAGAGCAGAAGAGGGGUCGGCAUCCAGGAGCUGGUGAACGAAGUCAUGGCGACGUCAGAGGAAGUUGUUCAAGCCAAGCGUCAACUGCAGAGCAGUGACGGAAACCCAGAGGCCUCCGUUCGUAGCAUGGGAGACCUCGAGGGCAAAUUAUGGAAGCUGAUAGAUUUGGAAGUUGAUCUCGUCAACGAGCUUGCUCGCUACCGAUGGUCAGGAGACGUCCAAGAUCCACGAGCAGAGAUAAAGCUCAACAACGCCGAGGAGAAGAUUUGGAAAGUGAUCGGGGUACAAAAGCGCUUGGCUCAGGACCUGGGAGAGUGGAGAAAGAAUUCGACGAGGACGUUUCAAACUAGGGCUCCCGACCCCGUCGCUGUGGCUCAACCACUGAGUUAUGGCUACGAAGCAAACUACAAUCCUGUGGUCUACGGCGAUCCGGCGAACUUCAACCCAAACAAUCGUGAUAACAUGGGCGGUUAUGUGAACUCUGGAAAUCAGGGAGGUUCAGGAAAUCCUGCAGUUUUAGACGGUCGCGACAAUCCAAAUCUCCGGACGUCGAGAGAGGCCGAAGAGUCUACCCAACCUCCCAUGACACAUCCUAAAGUCAAAAAACAGUCUUCCAAGCAAUCGAAGAUGUCUAAAGCAUCUAAGGCAUCCAGAAAGUCGGAGCGGUCCACACGCGCAUCACGAAAGAAACAGAGGAAACAACAGAGCUUGAGCAAUGAUGUCUCCCCUGUGGCAACACCUGUGAAAAGAACGAAGAGCCGAAAGUCUUCCAAGAAGCGUAGCCGGUCUCGGGACCUUUCCCCGGAUACAACCACGUCCAACACCACCACAAACACGUCGGUUCAGUCUAGCGGAGGGAGUACGUCCGAAUACAGCACCGAUUCGACCGAUAUAACAGGCACGGUCGUCACUGAACCUGACUCCAUUACCAUCGCAACCACCAUUGUCAUCUCCAGCGAAAUGGAUGACGCCGAAGACAACCAGAGACCGUCCGCCGUUUCCUGGAAGUCCCCUAGUAAAGAGUUCUUAUCGAGCAUUGACCGAUCUCAGGUGACCCCCGUCGAAUGGGAGACAAAGAGGAAGGGGAAGUACAUCUACGUCAGGCCGAGGCAGGGCGGCACUGGGCGAAAGCCAGUACGGAGCGCGUCUCACUCACCGCCCAAGGCCCGAAAGCCACGGGCACAUCCAAACGCGAGAAGGCAUUCCGCGGGUCCCAAGGACAGCUUCGAACUGUACGGCACCAACGGCUCCCGGCAUAGACGCGACCACCGCGGUCACGCCGUCGACUGUCGGAACAGCUCAUACUACAAAACGGACCACAGGCCGAGUCCUCACAGACACCCAGAGCGCCCCAAGUCGCACAUCUAUGCAGGCCCUCCGGAAUACUCCAGGUCCUUCGAUCGACACAGACAUAGCGCUCGCCGGCAUCGUUUGCACACUUACUGCGAUCCUUACGUGCAACGACAUCGCAGGGCUCACCACGAUGUAGAUGACGGCGAGACGGUUCUUUCGGCUACCAUAUCUUUGUUGGACUCUGAUGGCACGAUGGAGAACGUGUAUGGCCACAGGAUGCCCAGAGAGAACAAUAGUGUGGCGUACCACCACGAAGGGAGGAGAAGACGGUACCGAUCAAUGGGACCACAUUCAAGCCGAUCCGAACGUCGCUCUAGAAGUCAAUGGUCUGUCUGA
Ixodes scapularis (black-legged tick) is the source of this 4572-nucleotide messenger RNA. RefSeq lists its product as uncharacterized. The transcript has 2 exons. The record is from RefSeq and is a predicted model, not a curated record. The coding region runs from base 1 to 4572 and encodes 1523 amino acids. NCBI's taxonomy places the organism in Eukaryota, Metazoa, Arthropoda, Arachnida, Ixodida, Ixodidae.